AUGGAGGCCAAGACCAUCAUGAACGGGCACUCAGGCCCCAUCACUUGCCACCAAGACAGUCCAGGGGCAACCGCCUCCCAGGACCUUCCGACUUGCAAGCAGAAACCAGCAGCUGGAAGGGAAGGACCAGGGAUGGGCACUGCCAGCGAGACCCCGACAGAGGCUGGCAGCAUCGCUGGAGCAUAUGUAGAGGCUUCAAAGAAGAUAAUGACCUUCUAUGAGUCCACCAGAGAGCAUCUUCUGGGCCUGGAUCCAGCGCUGCACCUCCUUGAGGCCCAGGCAGCCACCGGCUCCAUCUCUGACCCCAUAAGGAGCAGGCAAGUGUCUGUCGCAGAAGCCGUGCACCUGGGGCUGGUGGGGCUGGAGCUCAAAGAGAGGCUGCUCGCCGCAGAAAAAGCCGCCACCGGCUUUGUGGACCCUUACACAGAAGAGAAGAUCCCCCUGUACCAGGCCAUGCAGAAGGACCUGAUUGGGAGGGAGCAAGGCGCUCGGCUGCUCGAGGCCCAGCUUGCAACUGGAGGCAUCAUUGACCCAGCCACUGGCCAUCGGCUUCCAGCAGAAGUUGCCUGUGAGAGGGGAUAUUUAGAUGAAGAAACGCUGCAGCUCCUCUCCGACCCCAGCAAUGAGGACAGCAAAUGGUUCCUGGACCCCAGCACCAUGGAGAAGGUCACCUACCUGGAGCUUGUGAAGAGGUGUGUUACUGAUCCAGCCUCAGGUUCCCUCCUCUUGCCUCUGAAAAUCACAUUCCCAGCGCUGGGAGGAAGGGUGAGCGGCAGAGAGCUGCUGGACUCCGGCAUCAUCAGCUCCAAGGUGUUCAGAGACCUUGAGGAGGGAAGAGUGUCUGUCCAGGAGGUAGCGGAGGAUGACUCUGUCCAGCGGUUCCUGCAUGGGACGAGGAGCGUGGCUGGUGUCGUUCUGCCCUCUGGUGAGCGCAAGAGCCUCUACCAAGCACUGAGGGAGCAUCUCCUUGUGCCCGGGGCUGCGCUGAUGCUCCUCCAGGUCCAGGCCGCCACGGGCAGCCUGACAGACCCCAUAGCGAACAAAAGCUUCUCGGUUGAUGAGGCUGUCAAGACUGGUCUCGUUGGCCCAGAGCUCUACGAGAAACUGUCUUCAGCUGAGAGAGCCAUCGCUGGGUACAGGGAUCCCCGCACCGGGGAAAAGCUUUCCCUGUUCCAAGCCAUGCAGAAGGGCUUCAUUCCCCGGGACCAUGGCAUUUGCCUUUUGGAGGCUCAGAUGGCCACGGGGGGCAUCAUCGCUCCGGGCAGGCACCUCCGUGUCCCCACAGACACAGCUUGCCAGCRGGGCUACCUGGACGAGGCCACGAGGCAGCUCCUCUCCAGCCCUACUGAUGACAUGAGAGGGUUCUUCGAGCCCAGCUCCCAGGAGAAGCUGACCUAUACGGAGCUGCUCAAGAGGUGUGUCACCGAUCCAGACACCGGGCUUCUCCUGCUGCCCCUUGGCAGAGACAGCGGAGAGGAGCCCAAGGACAAACACCUCCUCAUUGACCGCAGGACCCAAACAGCUCUGGAAAGCACAAAGGUGCCCAUUGCUUCGGGGAAAUUCAAGGGGAAGUCGGUUUCCCUCUGGAAACUCCUCUUCUCCGAUUACAUGCCAAGGGAGCAAAGAGUCGCUCUUGCCCAGCAGUACUGUGCAGGAGCAAUCUCCACGCAAGACCUGGCCAAGGCGGUCAGUGCCACUGUUGAGGAGAUGGCUUCCACUGCUAAUAUCACCUUCGAAGGCCUGAGGGACAGAGUCACGGCGGACCAGCUCCUGAGUUCCGAGAUUAUCAACAAAGACUUGUUUAAGAAGCUGAAAGAGGGAGAAACAUCAGCCAAGGAAGUUGUCAGCAUGGACACAGUCAAGAAAUACCUGGAAGGGACGGGCAGCAUCGGCGGGCUCCUGCUCCCCGACUCCCAGGAGAAGAUCAGCAUCUACCAGGCAAAAAGGAAAGGGCUUUUAAGGCCAGGAACGUCGCUGAUCCUCCUGGAGGCACAGGCUGCCACCGGCUUUAUCAUUGAUCCGGCUGCCAACAAAAGAUAUUCAGUGGACGAGGCUUUAAGAGCAAACGUCAUUGGCCCGGAUGUGUACGACAAGCUGCUGACUGCUGAGAAGUCAGUCACGGGCUACAGAGACCCAUACUCGGGCGACAAGAUCUCCCUCUUCCAGGCCAUGCAGAAGGAGUUCAUAGUGAAGGAGCACGCCAUCCGCCUGCUCGAGGCGCAGAUCGCCACCGGCGGCAUCAUCGACCCCGUCAACAGCCACCGCAUCCCCGUGGAGGUGGCCUACAAGCGGGGCUACUUCGACAGGAAGAUUAACUUGAUCCUUUCGGACCCCAGCGACGACACCAAGGGCUUCUUCGACCCCAACACGCACGAGAACCUCACCUACCUGCAGCUGAAGGCGAAGUGCAUCACGGAGCCGUCCACCGGGCUCUGCCUCCUCCCUCUGAACAGCAAGAAGCGCCAGUUCGUCGACGACGYCACCAAACGGGUGUUUGGGAACUCCUGGAUGCGUGUCCGGUUUGGGCGGCUACGGGGUGAGAGGGUUUCCGUGUGGGAGCUGCUCAACUCUGAGUACUUCAGUGAGGGCAGGCGUCGGGAGAUAUUCAACCACUACCGGCUGAGGAAGCUCACGCUAGAGCAGAUCAGGGCUUUGUUAGAGGAAGAAGUCAAAAAGUGGGCUCCCAUCAGGUUCUCGGCCAUGAGAGGCAGCGUCAAUGCUUACCACCUGAUGGAAACRGGUGUCAUCGACAGGGCGCUGUUUGAGAAGGUCUUGGAGGGAUCUGUCACGCCGGAGGAGGUCCUGYGCAUGGACUCUGUAAGGAAGUACCUCUACGGCUCCGGCAGCAUCGGGGGCAUCGUCCUGCAGCCAUCAAACCAGAGGAUGAGCAUUUAUGAGGCCAUGAAACAGAACCUGAUGGUGCCGGGAAUAGCCCUGCCCUUGCUGGAGGCCCAGGCUGCCACGGGUUUCAUCAUCGACCCAGUGAACAACCAGAAGCUCUCUGUAGAUGAUGCUGUGAAAGAAGGAAUAAUCGGGCCCGAAGUCCACGAGAAGCUGCAGCAUGCGGAAGAGGCUGUAACAGGCUAUAAAGAUCCUUUCACGGGCAAGAAAAUAUCCCUCUUCCAGGCCAUGAAGAAGGGCCUAAUUGCCGAUAAGCAGGCCCUGCAGUUAAUGGAGGUGCAGAUGGCCACGGGAGGUAUCAUCGACCCGACGUGCGGCCACUAUAUUCCYGUAGAAUUUGCUCAGAAACGGGGCUGUCUGGACGAGGACACGAGCAAGGCCCUUUCUCAACCCAAUGACAGCAUCAGAGCCUUCUGCCUCCCAGACAGCAAAGAAGCAGUGACCUAUGCCGAGCUAAUUGAGCACUGCGAGAGGGACGAGACCUCCGGCUUCCAUCUGCUUCCCCUKCCCCAAACUGCUCUUCCAAUUUACACCGACGAGCAAAUCCAGCAGCUUUUCAAGGAGACCAUGGUGGAGGAAAAAGGGCUCUCCCUCUGGGAACUGCUCCACUCCGGGUACUUCACCGAGGAGCAGAGGAGGGACUUUGUGGAGAGGUACCGCUCUAGGGACAUGUCUCUGGAGCAGCUGGUUGCUCUCGUCCUUAAGCUCGUGAGGGAGAUGGAAAUGAAAGCGCGCACGGACGUCACCCUGGAAGGCUUGCGGGGCAGCGUCCCUGCCGUCUGGCUGCUAGACGCUGGCAUCAUCACCGAGCAGGUCUUUGAAGAGCUGGUCCAGGGCGUGAGGACUCCCGAGGAGGUGUCUGCCAUGGGCAGUGUGAAGAGAUACCUGCAGGGCACAGGCAACAUCGCUGGGGUGUUCAUAGAGGCGUCCAAAAAGAAGAUGAGCUUCUACGAGGCCAUGAAAAACAAUCUCCUGCUCCCCGGGGUAGCACUGAGGCUGCUGGAGGCUCAGGCCGCCACAGGGUACCUGACUGACCCAGCAACCAACCAGAAGCUCAGCGUGAAGGACGCCGUCAAAGCCGCCGUUGUUGGCGAGGAGCUCACUGAGAAACUGCUUCUGGCGGAGAGAGCGGUGACCGGCUACAAAGACCCCUACACGGGGAGCUCCAUCUCCGUGUGCCAAGCGCUCAGGAAAGAGCUCAUCCCCACGAGCGACGCUCUUCCCUUGCUAGAGGCCCAGCUGGCCGCAGGAGGGAUCAUUGACCCCGUUCACCACCACCACCUUCCCCUCCAGGCCGCGUACAGAUACGGGUUCUACGACRAGGACCUCAACCGAACCCUCUCCCAGUCCGACGACAGCACCAGAAUCUUCUUUGAUCCAAACACGAAGGAGAAGGUGACCUACCAGCAGCUGAAGGAGAGGUGCAUUGCUGAAGCUGGGACAGGUCUCCUGCUCCUCCCGCUCUCGGAAAACGCGCUCCUCUGUGUGGACGAGCAAACAAUGGAGGUGCUCAAGUCCGUGACCGUCUGCGUAAACAUAGGGCGGUUCAAAGGACAGACCGUGUCAGUCUGGGACCUGCUCAACUCUGAGUACAUCUCUGACAGCAAAAGACGAGAGCUGGUGCAAAAAUACAAGGACGAGAAUACCGACGUGCUGCAGGAAAUAAUAACAGUUGUAACCACGAUCAUCCAAGAGACCGAGACCCAAGGCAAGAAGUUUGCAUUUCAGGGCCUGAGGAAAAGGGUAUCUGCCAGUGACCUCUUCCAGUCUCACCUGAUAGACAAGAAAACACUUGAUGAGCUCCACCAGGGGAAGAAAACAGUCGAGGAAGUCACGGAGAUGGAAUCUGUCCGCAGGUACCUGGAAGGCAGCAAUUUCAUUGCAGGAGUCCUUCUGCAGCCAAGCAAUGAGAAGAUGGGCAUCUACCAGGCCAUGAGGAAAGGCAUCCUGAGGCCAGGGACAGCACUAGUGUUGCUGGAGGCCCAGGCUGCCACCGGCUUCAUCAUCGACCCGGAGAAAAACAAGAAGUUUUCUGUGGAGGAAGCGUUAAGUUCAGGUCUCAUUGGAAUGGAGAUUUUUGAGAAGCUGCUCUGUGCGGAAAGAGCAGUGACCGGCUACACAGACCCCUACACGAAAGCCCCCAUGUCUCUCUUUGAAGCCAUGAACCAAGGGCUCAUCGUGAAGAGCCACGGCAUCCGCCUGCUCGAGGCGCAGAUCGCCACGGGCGGCAUCAUCGACCCCGUGCACAGCCACCGYGUSCCCGUGGAGGUGGCCUACCGGCGCGGCUACUUCRACGAGGASAUGAACCRSRUSCUCUSCGACSCCUCGGACGACACCAAGGGCUUCUUCGACCCCAACACGCACGAGAACCUCACCUACAUGCAGCUGCUGGAGAGGUGCGUCCAAGACGCAGAGACUGGGUUGUACAUGCUCCAAGUUGUGCAGGAGGGGGGAAGGUACUUCUACAUUGACGAGUCGACAAAGCAGUUCCUGCGCUCAAAGCCCGUCAAGGUGAAUGUCGGAAAGUUUAAGGACCAGACGGUUUCCAUCUGGGAGAUUCUCUGCUCUCAUUACAUCUCCGAGCAGAGAAGAAAGGACUUAGUGAAACAAUAUAAAUACAAGUCCCUCACGCUGGAAGACCUUAUAGCUCUCAUCCUCAAAAUAAUUGAGGAGGCAGAACAGAGAACAGAAGCCCUGAAGGUCAGAGGUCUUCGGGAGGACGUCUCGAUAUCAGAGCUGUUUAACUCGGAGAUUCUUGACAAGAAAACUCUGGAUCGGCUGCAGGAGGGAAGUCUGGCUCUCGAAAGCCUCACGAAGAUGGACAACGUCACAAGGUACCUGGAUGGCACGGGCUGCAUCGCUGGCGUCCUGCUCCCGUUACGGAAAGAGAAGAUGAGCAUCUACGAGGCCCUGAAGAGGGGCCUGCUCCCAGAGCAGUGUGCGCUGGGGCUGCUGGAGGCACAGGCCGCCACUGGUUUCCUCAUUGACCCGCUGAGGAAGAGGAAGCUCUCUGUGGAUGAUGCCGUCUCCACCGGGCUGGUGGGCAGCGAGCUACACGAGAAGCUCCGGUUAGCAGARCGAGCUGUGACGGGAUAUACUGACCCACGCACAGGAAAGAAAAUGUCCCUCUUCCAGGCCGUAAGGGGAAAGAUAACAACCAAGGAGCACGGUAUUCGCUUGCUUGAGGCCCAGGUUGCCACCGGCGGCGUCGUCGACCCCGUGCACAGCCACCGCCUCCCCGUAGAGGUGGCCUACCGGAGAGGCCACCUGGAUGAAGACACGUUCCUCCUCGUUUCUGACGCAGAUCACGGCAGCAAAGGGUUUAUAGAUCCAAACACGAAUGAAAAGAUGAGCUACAGCCAGCUCCUGCAGAGAUGUUCGAAGGACGGAGAAACCGGAUUCUACCUGCUGCAGGUGAUGGAAAAGGAAGACGACUAUUUCUACAUUGAUGAGCGCACUAAAAACAUGCUAUUAUGUACCAUGGUGCAAGUGCCUGUUGGGAAAUACAAAGGGCAGAUGYUAUCGUUGUGGGAACUGCUCUGCUCGGAAUACAUCACAGAGGAGAAGAGGAAAGAAUUGGUGAAAAAAUAUAAACAUGAGUCCCAUAAUAUUUUACAACAGAUCAUUGAUACAAUACUGAAUAUCAUUAGAGAAAAAGAGGAGGGACGAAGCGAUGUUUGGUUCCAAGGGAUCAGGCAACAAAUAACGGCAUCAGAACUUCUCAGCGCACAAAUAAUUACAAAAGAAACGAUGGAGAAGCUCCAGGAAGGAAAAGAGACAGUACAAGAAAUAGCUCGAACAGAGAGCGUGAGGAGGUACCUUGAAGGAACUGGGUGCAUCGCCGGCGUCCUGGUGCCAUCCAAGGCCAACCCUGGCAAGAUGGAGAAGAUGAGCAUCUACCAGGCCAUGUGGAAGGGCAUCCUCAGGCCGGGGACAGCGCUGGUGCUGCUGGAGGCGCAGGCGGCCACGGGAUUYGUCAUUGACCCCCUCAAGAACAAGAACCUCUCGGUGGAUGAGGCUGUCUCCUCGGGGCUGGUGGGCAGCGAGCUCCAAAGAAAACUCCUCUGUGCGGAGCGAGCCGUGACGGGCUACAUUGAUCCAUCGACAGGACAGAAAAUCUCCCUCUUCCAGGCCAUGCAGAAGGAGCUCAUCGUCAAGGAGCACGGCGUCCGCCUGCUCGAGGCGCAGAUCGCCACGGGCGGCAUCAUCGACCCCGUGCACAGCCACCACGACACCAAGGGCUUCUUCGACCCCAACACGCACGAGAACCUCACCUACCUGCAGCUGCUGCGCCGCUGCGUGCCCGACCCGGACUCGGGGCUGCUCAUGCUGCAGCUCAUGGACAGGAGCUCCGUGCUCCACCGGCUCAGCACGGAGGCCUGCAAAGCCCUGCAGGACACUCGCACCACCGUGGCCGCGGGGCUCUUUGAGGGCCAGAGCGUCAGCGUGUGGGAGCUGCUCUUGUCCCGCUACGUCCCCGAGCGGCGGCGCCAGGACCUGCUCGGCAGCUACCACGCGGGCACRCUCUCCAUCGCGCAGAUGAUCCGCGUCCUCGGCGAYGUGGUGAGCGCGAGCGAGGGCCGAGGACGUGGCGCUGCAGCGGUCACCCAAGCGCCGCCGCAUGGGGACGUGCCAUCCUUGCACCAGAACGGCGAUGCAACGGGCUCCUUGCAGGAAGAGGAGAGACAACGGGAGCAGGAGAGAGAGCGACAACGGGAGCGGGAGCAGGAGCUGCAACGGGAGCGAGAGCUGCAACGGGAGCGGGAGCUGCAGCGGGCCCUCGAGUCCCGCUCCGUGCACGUGUCCGUGGGCUCCUUCCAAGGCAGGCAGGUGUCCCUGUGGGAGCUGCUCCUCUCGCAGUACGUGUGCGAGGCCAAGAGGCGGGAGCUGCUGGCGAGGCUGCGCGACGGCAGCGCGACGCUGGACGAGGCGGCGCGGCUCGUGCCCGCRCUGGCCGAGGAGACGGCGCGCAAGAUGAGCGCGGUGAAGUUCGAGGGCUUGCGGCGGCAGGUGAGCGCCUCGGACCUGCUGGACUCGGGCAUCCUGGACACGCGCACGCUGGCGCAGCUGGUGCAGGGCUCCAAGACGGUGCAGGAGGUGACGCAGAUGGAGGGCGUGCGGCGCUACCUGGCCGGCACGGGCUGCAUCGCCGGCGUGCUGGCGCCGCGCAAGGGCCAGCCCGGCCGCGUGGAGAAGAUGAGCAUCUACGAGGCCAUGCGCAAGGGCAUCGUGCGGCAGGGCACGGCGCUGGUGCUGCUGGAGGCGCAGGCRGCCACGGGCUUCCUCAUCGACCCCGUGCGCAACCAGAAGCUCUCCGUGGACGCCGCCGUGCGCGCGGGGCUGGUGGGCGGCGAGCUGCACGAGAAGCUGCUGUCGGCGGAGCGCGCCGUGACGGGCUACAAGGACCCCUACUCGGGCGGCACCAUCUCGCUCUUCGAGGCCAUGCAGAAGGAGCUCAUCGUGAGGGAGCACGGCGUCCGCCUGCUCGAGGCGCAGAUCGCCACGGGCGGCAUCAUCGACCCCGUGCACAGCCACCGCGUGCCCGUGGAGGUGGCCUACCGGCGCGGCUACUUCGACGAGGASAUGAACCGCGUGCUCUGCGACGCCUCGGACGACACCAAGGGCUUCUUCGACCCCAACACGCACGAGAACCUCACCUACCUGCAGCUGCUGCGCCGCUGCGUGCCCGACCCGGACUCSGGGCUUUAUUUCCUUAAGCAAGCACGCUGCCCCCACUGUAAGGAGGCAUCUCCAGGGACGUUGCAGAGCAUGAGUGAGCACCUACAGACCAGCAGCAUGGGGAGGGACACGGCUGCYGGCGGGCACAAGCAGACGGGCCGGGGAGCGAGUAGCUUCAUAGCUGGGGUCUUCGUGCAGACCAAGAACAAGAAGAUGAGCAUCUACGAUGCCAUGCUGAGGGGGGUCCUGACGCCGGGCACGGCCCUGGUGCUGCUGGAGGUCCAGGCGGCCUCAGGGCUCCUCACCGACCCUGAGAGCAGCGAGACGUUGUCGGUGGAAGAGGCCCUGAGCGCCGGGCUCAUYGGCAGGGAUUUCUACACGAAGCUGCUGUCGGCGGAGGGAGCGGUGACGGGGUACACGGACCCGUGCACCGGGCACAAGGUCUCCCUCUUCCAGGCCAUGGAGAAGGAGGUCAUAGUGAAAGCGCACGCCAUCCGCCUGCUCGAGGCGCAGGUUGCCACCGGCGGCAUCAUCGACCCCGUGCACGGCCACCGCAUCCCCGUGGACGUGGCCCACGAGCGCGGCUACCUYGACYGGGAGACGAGCCAGUUCCUCUCCARCCCCAAGAAUCAAGCGAGGAGUUGCUUCGACCCCAACACGCAUGAGAACCUCACUUACACGCAGCUCCUGCGCCGCUGCGUGCCCGACGCGGACACGGGGCUGCUCAUGCUGCAGCUCGUGGACAGGAGCUCCGCGGCCGAGGAYCCCCAGGAGCAUUGCUUGAAGAAGUCCCUGAAGUCUGCGGUCAUCUGCGUGGACGUUGGUGAGCUCAAGGGGAAAAAGGUCUCCCUGUUGGACCUGCUCUUCUCCAAACGCAUCCCUCAAGGGCAGCGGCAGGAGCUGCUGGGGCUCUACAGAGCAGGGAUGCUGACAGCCGAGCAGGUGGCUGCUGUGGUCACCACCAUCAUGAAGCGAGCAGAAGCUGCAAAUUCAGAGCUUUUAGCCAAUGCCAGAGGUCCGCACAAGGAGGCGAUACGGGCCACCACCAUGGAUCUGCCAGUUGGUGAAUUCCAGGGCGGGCAGGUCUCUGUGUGGGACCUGCUCCACUCCAGGUACAUCCCUGAGGAGAACAGGGAGCAGCUUCUGGAGCUCUAUCGAAGCAGGGUAUUAACCCUGGAGCAGAUGGUAACUGUGGUCACCACUGUCAUCAGAAAGAAAGACUCUACAAGCAGGAAGAUGGAAGUCACUGUGAAGACUYCCAGYAAGGACACGGGGAGAGMAGCAGAAGRCAAGGAUGGCCAUUCUCCCAAAGAAGAGUCAUGGGAAAGAUCCCUGAAAACCACAACGGUUGACAUGGACGUGGGGGAGUUUCRCGGACACCGGGUCUCUGUGUGGGACCUACUGCACUCCAGGUACAUCCCUGAGGAGAAGAGGCAGGAGCUCCUGGAGCGGUAUCGUGAUGGGACACUGACCUUGGAGGAGCUAGUGGUUGUUGUCAGCACCCUCAUUAGAAAGAAAGAGUCUACAAGCAGGAAAAUGAAAGUUACCGGAUCCAUUAACCAUGUCCUGAUCCGCGGGGAUCCAUUGGCUGUAUCCCAAUCCGAGGGGAUCCAGCCAAUCAUGUCCUGA
This is a messenger RNA of Nothoprocta perdicaria, 10209 nucleotides long. It is a transcript of the gene EPPK1, whose product is annotated as epiplakin 1. Gene Ontology annotation, molecular function: keratin filament binding; structural molecule activity. The coding region runs from base 1 to 10209 and encodes 3402 amino acids. Gene Ontology annotation, cellular component: cytoplasm; membrane; cell junction. Lineage: Eukaryota; Metazoa; Chordata; Aves; Tinamiformes; Tinamidae. The transcript is spliced from 6 exons. Gene Ontology annotation, biological process: wound healing; intermediate filament bundle assembly. The record is from RefSeq and is a predicted model, not a curated record.